Molecule: messenger RNA, 1245 nt
Organism: Penicillium waksmanii
Lineage: Eukaryota; Fungi; Ascomycota; Eurotiomycetes; Eurotiales; Aspergillaceae
Product: wax synthase family protein
Exons: 2
Coding region: 1-1245 (414 amino acids)
Biological process (GO): lipid metabolic process
Source: RefSeq, a predicted model, not a curated record
AUGGAGCUCAACUGGGAAUUGAUCAAUCUGAUUUGCAGCGUUGUGGUCCAAAAUCUCAUCAUUGGGACCUUGCUGAUCGCGACGCCAAAGCGCUCACCGUAUCGCUUCCUUGCGAUCCCCAUUUUAAUAUGGAACGCAAGCCGAUUUGUACGCCCGCUGGGGUUCUCAGUAUACAUUCAGACGAAUACAGUGGGCAUGCUUACGGUCUCCGUGAUCACGGCGAUCAAUGUCUUGCUCAUCAACCCGCUCGAUGAGCGCGACCUUGCACGCGAAAUGCCCACCACCUUUUUCAGGUCGGGCCAUUUCUAUUAUGUCUUUGAGAUUCUCUCAUUCACGCGUGGAAUUAAGACACCACGUCAAGUGAAGAAUUUACCUGCACAGCCUGCGUUCUAUGAUCGCUAUGGUGGGAAGAUCCCGGUCGGUCGCUAUCUGCUGAGGCAGUUGGCAAUCAUGAGCUGGCAGUUCCUGGUCAUUGAUAUUUUCCAGACUCUGAGCAGCCAGAUGGAAUCCCAAUCUGGAUUGAAGGAAAUUGAGUACAAUGUUCCGCUGGAAAAGUGGAUUGAGCGUGCUGUUACGCACAAUAUCACCUGGUUCCUCGUUGGCCGAGUUAUUAUCGAUUGCUCUUUCAGACUCUCCUCGAUCGUUUUUGUGAGUCUGGGCCUUGAUGAGCCAUCAAACUGGCUACCGCAAUUUGGUCGUAUGAAAGACGCGUAUACCCUGCGCAAUUUUUGGGGUAAAUUCUGGCAUCAGAUGUUGCGCCAGCCUUUCACCACAAUGAGUAACUUCCUCGCGCGCGAUGUCUUGCAUCUUCCAAGACCAUCCAUUCUCGAGCGGUACACGAAUAUCUUCAUCGUAUUCUUCUUAUCUGGCGCAAUGCACUUCAUCCUUGAUCUUGCGGCCGAUAUUCCAUGGGAACUCUCGGGCGCGAUGCACUUCUUCCUAUCCUUUGUCUUGGGAAUAAUGAUUGAAGAUGGCGUGCAAGCCUUGUGGAAACGAUUCUCACCUCCGCAAAAGUCCAAAGACGGGGAGGUUCUGACUCCUCUAUGGAAGAAGUUUGUCGGUAUGGUUUGGGUCUUUGCUUGGCUUGCUGUCUUUUCGACACCGUACACGGAGCGUAUGGCGCAAUUACCUCCCAACGACCUCGUGCCGCUCAGCGUGGUGGGCAAGCUUGGAGUCGAGGUUGGAGGAGGAUUGGCAUUUGUCGGGGCUGUCCUGUUGUGGUUUACUGUGGGACCAGAAGUGUGA